AUGGGGCUGUUUCCCAGGUACUUCGGCCUUCGUGGUCAGGCCCUGAGUUGGGCCAUUGGUGCCAUUGCUGGUCUCGACUUCUUGCUUUUCGGCUACGAUCAAGGUGUCAUGGGCGGUAUUCUGACUCUCAAGGUCUUCCUUGAAGAGUUCCCCGACAUCAACCCUGAUAGCGACGACUCUUCGAGCACUGCUGAGCAGCGCUCCACGUACCAGGGUAUCGCUGUCGCCUCGUAUAACCUGGGAUGCUUCAUUGGCGCCAUCAUCACAAUCUUUAUCGGAAACGCCCUCGGCCGUAGGAGGAUGAUCUUUCUCGGAACCGCAAUCAUGGUCGUUGGUGCCGCCCUCCAGGCCUCUGCAACCACUCUGCCGCACUUGGUCAUAGGCCGUAUCAUCACCGGUCUGGGCAACGGUGGUAAUACCUCGACUGUUCCCAUGUGGCAGUCGGAAACAUCCAAGGCCAACCAGCGCGGUAGGCUCGUCAUGAUUGAGGGUGCCCUCAUUACUGGCGGUAUCACCAUCUCAUACUGGGUCGACUACGGCAUGUCGUACGCCCCUGGCUCUGUCGCAUGGCGCUUCCCCCUGGCUUUCCAGAUUGCCUUCUGUGUUCCCAUCCUGCUCUGCGUCCUCAACCUUCCCGAGUCUCCGCGCUGGCUCAUCCUUCGUGGCCGCGACGCUGAGGCCAGGGAUGUCAUCGCAACGCUUGCCGAUGAUGGUUCUGAUGAGGGCUUCAUCACUAACGAGUUCAGGGCCAUCAAGGAUACUGUCUUGGUCAUGAGCAAGGGACGCUUCAAGGACCUCUGGGACCGUGAUGAGCAGAGGACUCUGCACCGCACCAUCCUGGCCUACGUCAACCAAAUGUUCCAGCAGAUCUCGGGUAUCAACCUCAUUACUUAUUACGCCGCCGUCAUCUACCGCCGACUAGGCAUGAGCGACGACCUGUCCCGUCUCCUGGCUGCCCUCAACGGUACCGAGUACUUCCUCGCUUCGUGGCCCUCUGUUUUCCUCGUUGAAAGGGUUGGUCGCCGCAAGCUCAUGCUCUUCGGUGCCAUCGGCCAGGCUGGUACCAUGGCUAUCCUGGCUGGUGUCGGUUCGCGGGAGGACGACAAGGCCUGUCAGAUUGCCGGUAUCGUCUUCCUCUUUGUCUUCAACAGUUUCUUCGCCGUCGGCUGGUUGGGAAUGACGUGGCUCUACCCUGCCGAGAUCACUCCCCUGCGCACCCGUGCUCCCGCCAACGCCCUGGCGACCUCGUCCAACUGGAUCUUCAACUUUCUUGUUGUCAUGAUUACUCCGGUCGCCUUCCAAACGAUCAAGAACCACACCUACACCGUCUUCGCUGUCAUAAACUUCAUCAUGAUCCCCUCAACCUACUUCUUCUUCCCCGAGACGGCUUACCGUUCCCUCGAGGAGAUGGACAUCAUCUUCUCCAAGGCUCGUGGUCUCGGCGGUGCUUUCAGUGUUAUUCAGAUUGCCCACGACGAACCCCAUCACUACGACAAGAACGGAAACCUCCUCAUUCCCUUUGACGAGGACAUCAACGAUAAGCCCGAGGCUACGCACAACAGCGGGUCCGACGAGCCCGGAGGUAUCCUGGCUGGGGAUGAGGAGAAGGUUGUUGGCAGGUCAUGA
This is a messenger RNA of Geosmithia morbida, 1626 nucleotides long. Its product is annotated as Sugar (and other) transporter. Gene Ontology annotation, molecular function: carbohydrate:proton symporter activity. The transcript has 2 exons. Lineage: Eukaryota; Fungi; Ascomycota; Sordariomycetes; Hypocreales; Bionectriaceae. The record is from RefSeq and is a predicted model, not a curated record. The coding region runs from base 1 to 1626 and encodes 541 amino acids. Gene Ontology annotation, biological process: carbohydrate transport; transmembrane transport. Gene Ontology annotation, cellular component: membrane.